Molecule: messenger RNA, 339 nt
Organism: Pyrenophora tritici-repentis Pt-1C-BFP
Lineage: Eukaryota; Fungi; Ascomycota; Dothideomycetes; Pleosporales; Pleosporaceae
Product: Protamine-P1 domain containing protein
Source: RefSeq, a predicted model, not a curated record
AUGGCCGACGUACAAUUCACCAUAUACGCCUCAUGGACGAAGAACGACAACACUGAAAUAACGGAGAUCUCCGCCUUCGGUGGCGUCUCAUCCGACGAGGAUGACGAACCUAACGAUCUCUUUGGUGAUGACCACGGCAGCGUCGAGGGUCACAUCUGUAUUCAGGGCGACUCGUUCAUAGAGGCCUUUGGCAGACUCCCCGUUCUUUAUGUUCGCUCUGAUGGUACCACUACCAACGUCGACGAGCACGAUGACUGUUACACUAUCUUCUUCAAAUGCAUUGAGGAUCUCUGCAACAAGACUUUUGAGCUGAGAUUCUUCUUCGAUAUAAUUGAGUAA